AUGGUGGCAGCCCCACGGUCUCGAGCUGUAUACAGCCUGACAGAUGUGACCCCAGCUCGGACGAUUUGGGUAUACCGUAACGGUGAUCCCUUCUUCUUGGGGAGGAGGUUUGUGAUCAACCAUAGAUAUAUUCCCACCUUUGAAGCCUUUAUGAUACAGCUAAAUGAAGGUGUGGCAACACUUUUCGGCGUGAGGAAUGUGUACACACCCCGAGAAGGGCAUUCUGUUAAAGACCUGACUGACUUGCACUCAGGAGGCAAGUAUGUGGCUGCUGGAAGGGAAAAGUUUAAGAAACUGAAUUACUUUGGUAUAGGGGCAAAAAAACCUCAAAGAAAGAAGAAGGAUGAGGUGAUCCGACCAGUAGUCCACAGUAAUAUACAAGUACCUUCCAGAUGGCAGUCGUUCUAUAAUAAGCCACAAAUUCUUAACGUUUUCACAAAUGGAGAUACGUUGAUAGCACCUGUAAAAAUUCUUAUACCCAGGUUUACUCUGACAAAGUGGGAUCGUGUCCUUGGAGUAAUAAAUGAAAAAGUACUGCUUCGCUCUGGAGGUAUUCAUAGGCUGUAUACCUUACAUGGCCAACUUGUACAUGGACCAGAGGAGUUAGAAGAUAAUCAGUUUUAUGUUGCAUGUAGUAAAGAGAGAUUUCAGUCUUUGCCCUACUGGCAGCAUCCUAAAGUUCCAGGGAGUAUUCGGCGGUAA
Molecule: messenger RNA, 702 nt
Organism: Gekko japonicus
Lineage: Eukaryota; Metazoa; Chordata; Lepidosauria; Squamata; Gekkonidae
Gene: DCDC2C
Product: doublecortin domain containing 2C
Exons: 5
Coding region: 1-702 (233 amino acids)
Biological process (GO): intracellular signal transduction
Cellular component (GO): microtubule organizing center; microtubule
Source: RefSeq, a predicted model, not a curated record